CUUUGCAGCAGUAUCAACAUGCCUGAACGUAGACAGGGCUAGUUAUCCACAUUGAAAGAAGCAAAUGGGAAAACUCCUAAAUGAAAUCAUAACUAGCUACCUGAAGACAUGAGCACAUUUCUGGAAACGGUGGACUAGGAUGCCUUUCUGUCACCGAUUUACUCAAAGGCAUUAUUGAGGUGCAGCAGCGAAACAUAAUCGGAACGGACCGCCUCGGAUAGCUAACUAGCUAGCCAGCUUGCUAACAGUACAGUAGCCAGCUAGCUAGAUGCCUUUACAGAAAAAGGCACAGUCUUUAGGCCAAGUCGUUUUACAAACCUCAACAUAUCCGAAAAAAUUAGCUAAUAUUACAAUACAAUAUUGCGGGUGCAUAUGUGUUUAAUCAGCUAAUGGUAGCUAGUCCGUUUCUCCUUUAGCUUUCUGGCUGUGCAAGCCAAACCUGUCAAUUCAGCGCAAGCCAAACCUGUCAAUUCAGCGGAUGAACUUGGUAUUCUGUGGAGACGCCGCGCGACAUUAGGCGCAGGGCCGGGUGAGGAAGCUGAGUAAAUAUAUUGGGAGUAUUCAAUUAGACGGGAUUGAUUUUAACCACACAAUUUAACAGCAACAUUACAUUUUACCAGCGCAUUUGCUUAUGAAAUGGUCACGGGGGAAUUUCUCGGUAACUUAGGUAUUAAGGCUACAUCCUUUUCGAUGAUGCGACAAUCGCUCGGAUUUUCAUUUUUCACUGUUUGAAAGCCUAGCUACGUAUCCUGCUCAAUUAGUUUAACAUUUAGUUAGUUAGGUAUUAACAAACAAUUGCUUAACUGUAUUACUAGUUGUGUCGUUAGGUUUGAUUCGGUCGUUUUUUUCCCAGUUCAUAACGUUAGUUUUCGGAUCACAACCGAAGAACAUGGAUCAGAAUGACAAAAGGAUUUGCACGAAUAAAAACCAUACAUUUACUGGUGACCAGUCACUUCACUGAGGGACCUCAACACUUGAUUUCUGGACACGUACUUGCCGCCAGAAUGAGAUAAUACAGCCGUGACAUUUGUCCACCCUGCCUUAAUUUACACAGUACAACAUGACCACACCGGCUCUACUGCCGCUGUCGGGCCGCAGGAUACCUACCCUGUCACCCAGCGCUGCCUCUUUCUCACACCACAGGGCCACCCUGAGGCUCUCAGAGAAGUUUAUCCUGCUCCUCAUCCUCAGUGCCUUCAUCACUUUAUGCUUUGGAGCUUUCUUCUUCCUCCCGGACAACUCAAAACACAAGCGCUUCGACCUGGGCUUGGAAGAUGUGCUGAUUCCGCACAUCGAGGCGCCAAAGGGGGCUAAGCAUCCUGGUGGACAGGUGGUCAUUCAUGGACAGGGGGGCCACGAUGAACACAGACACAGGGAGGAGGAGGAGAGCCUGCGGGAUAAGAUCCGAGCGGACCACGAGCGGGCGCUGCAGGAGGCCAAGGAGAAGCUGAGGAAGUCCCGGGAUGAGCUGCGGGCUGAGAUCCAGACGGAGAAGAGCAAGGUGGUGGAGGACCUGAAGAAGAAGAAGGAGGGGCCCAAGCCGUUACCACCGGUCCCCAUGCCCAAGGUGGUGGGGGUCAACGAUGGAGACCCCGGCGAGCCUGACGUCAAGGAGAAACGAGACAAAAUCAGAGAGAUGAUGAAGCAUGCGUGGGACAGCUACAGACAGUACGGAUGGGGACACAACGAACUGAAACCUCUCGCCAAGAAAGGACAUUCCACCAAUAUCUUCGGUAAUUCCCAGAUGGGGGCCACCAUAGUGGAUGCCUUAGACAGCCUGUACAUGAUGGGCCUUCAUGACGAGUUCAAGGACGGACAAGAGUGGAUAGAGCAGAACCUGGACUUCAGUGUGAACGCUGAGGUGUCUGUCUUCGAGGUCAACAUCCGCUUCAUCGGAGGACUGCUGGCCGCAUAUUACCUCUCUGGACAGGAGGUCUUUAAGGUGAAGGCGGUUCAGUUGGCUGAGAAGCUGCUCCCAGCCUUCAACACUCCCACAGGCAUCCCCUGGGCCAUGGUCAACCUCAAGAGUGGUGUGGGUCGUAACUGGGGCUGGGCGUCAGCAGGCAGUAGUAUCCUGGCAGAGUUUGGAACCCUCCACAUGGAGUUUGUCCACCUCACUUACCUCACCGGGAACCCUGCAUACUAUCAGAAGGUGAUGCACAUACGGAAGCUGCUGGCCAAAAUGGACCGACCCAACGGGCUCUACCCCAACUAUCUGAACCCUCGCACCGGCCGCUGGGGCCAACACCAUACAUCAGUCGGAGGUCUGGGGGACAGUUUCUAUGAGUACCUGCUGAAGGCCUGGCUCAUGUCAGACAAGACCGACACAGAGGCCCGCAAGACCUACGAUGACGCUAUCGAGGCCAUCGAGCGCCACCUGAUCCGUAAGUCCAACGGCGGCCUGACGUUCAUCGGGGAGUGGAAGAAUGGCCACCUGGAGAGGAAGAUGGGUCACCUGACCUGCUUCGCCGGGGGGAUGUUCGCUCUGGGGGCCGACGGCUCGCCUGACGACAAGGCUGGACACUACCUACAGCUUGGGGCUGAAAUUGCACACACCUGCCACGAGUCCUACGACCGCACCGUGUUGAAGCUGGGUCCGGAGGCCUUUAAGUUUGACAGUGGCCUGGAGGCGGUGGCGGUGCGUCAGAAUGAGAAAUACUACAUCCUGAGGCCAGAGGUCAUUGAGACCUACUGGUACAUGUGGAGGUUCACCCACGACCCCAAGUACAGGCAGUGGGGCUGGGAGGCAGCACAGGCCAUAGAAAAGUACUGCAGGGUCAGCGGUGGGUUCUCUGGGGUCAAGGACGUCUACUCCUCCAACCCAACCUACGACGAUGUCCAGCAGAGCUUCUUCUUGGCAGAGACGCUCAAGUAUCUGUACUUGUUGUUCUCCAGUGAUGACCUGAUGCCUUUGGAGAGCUGGGUGUUCAACACGGAGGCCCACCCCCUGCCGGUGCUGCACCUGGCCAACCUCACCCUACCAGGGAGCCAGGCCCAGCGGUAGAGACCAGGGGGGCCUCCAGACCUCGAGGGGGCCACAGCAGCCCUGUCUCCAUCUCUCCCUCUCACUGCUACAGACUGCAGAAGGAGAGAGCUCAGACCACUGCAGAGUGGAGGGGACUGAAACAAUAGCCUCUCUCGCUCGCUCUUCUUUCAUUCCCUAUAGCUCUCUCUGCUUAUCAUAAGGACGGAGGGUGCGUUCCACGUUUGUGAUUGGCUACUUUUCUGUUGAAACACCGGGCCCCAAUCAGGAAGCUUGAUUUGUUUUAGCCAAACUCUGUCUCAUAACGGACGCACACAGGAGCAAGAGAGUGUGUAUGAACAAACAAACAGAUGGACCCUUCUCUGAAGGGAUGUGUAUGUUUCAGACAGACUAGACAGACUGACAGUCAAACUGAAGACUAUGGGAUCUAUGGGGUUUGUUGAUUUCUUUUGUCAUUCUGUGUCCUGGACGCUGAUUGGCAGGGACACGACAGACUGCGACCCUCCUAGUCCGUCUGCCAUUUCCUGUUUACUGUCUUACUCUGAACUUUGACCUGGAACUGUAUCUGUGUCACUUUGUGGACGGGAGCAAUGGCUUAAUGCCUCCCAUUCUGGAACCUUUCAAAAGUGGACCGGUGAUAUGGAACUGAUAUCCCUUGCAUUCUCUAUGCUACAUUCUGCCAUUUCUGUACACUUUCUCCUCUCUCUCUGCUCUUUUGUCUCUUUCUCUGUCACACUCUCUCUCUCGCUCUGUAUCUCCCUCCAUCUCUUAUGAUUAGCAGGUUACAUAGCUUAGCCUGACCUCAUCAUUUUGUUGCUGCUAUUCCACCGAUUCUGCAUCUCUCUCCUCUCUAUCUUGUCUUAUCACACCAUUCUGCAUCUCUCUCCUCUCUACCUUGUCUUAUCACACCGAUUCUGCAUCUCUCUCCUCUCUACCUUGUCUUAUCACACCGAUUCUGCAUCUC
Coregonus clupeaformis (lake whitefish) is the source of this 3947-nucleotide messenger RNA. Its product is annotated as mannosyl-oligosaccharide 1,2-alpha-mannosidase IB-like. The transcript has 14 exons. Gene Ontology annotation, molecular function: mannosyl-oligosaccharide 1,2-alpha-mannosidase activity; calcium ion binding. The coding region runs from base 1061 to 3004 and encodes 647 amino acids. Gene Ontology annotation, cellular component: extracellular exosome; endoplasmic reticulum; Golgi membrane. Gene Ontology annotation, biological process: carbohydrate metabolic process; N-glycan processing. NCBI's taxonomy places the organism in Eukaryota, Metazoa, Chordata, Actinopteri, Salmoniformes, Salmonidae. The record is from RefSeq and is a predicted model, not a curated record.